AUGCUCGACGCGUCGCUGCACGUGCACUUCCCUUCCAACAUCCAAUCCGUCACCAACUUGCAGGCGCAGCCGAGCGAGGCUGUGUUUGCGGUGGCAGAAGUGGCAGAGGCGGUCUACGGCACGUCGCUCGUGCGAGAGAGGCUGCCUAAUGCAAGCCGCACACUGGAGACGAAGGGAGUGCCUGAGGACUCCCAACUGAUGGCAACGGUGGCGUGGCCGUCGAACAAGCCGCCAGCGAUGCAGCCAGUUGUCACCUUCGAUCAGCUCUUUACGUGGGUGGUCAACUCGAUGCGCAAGGCGCACCUACCGACGGACAAGGAGGUGGUCCUCUCUCUCGCGGAGCACUCGGCGCUGCGCGUCAAGUCGCAUCCGUUUGAGCAGUUUGCUCACCUGCUGCUCGUGGAGGUGUAUGUAGGCAUUCAGCGAGCCGCGCGCGAGGCUGAAGCACUGGCGGAGGCGACGGUGACGAGGGCUCUUUGGCAGAUGGUGCGCGCGCCUCAGCGACACGCUCGCGGCUGCACCUCACCCCGCCUGCCGGCGUGACGGUGCACCCGGCGGCGUCGCGGGCUUGGGACACGGCUUGGACAGGCCGGCAAACUGCUCGUACCCUGUCCCUUGCGGUGGGGUUGCCGAGGUUGACCAUCGGGGGGACACUGCGUCGGAGAGAGGCCCCGCUCGCGCGCGCAGCGGCAGCACCCGUGCAGCUCCGCGCUUGGGGCGUUGCGAUUCGCCGGAUGGCGACGUCUAAGAGGCCGAUCUGCCGGCAAACUGGCGCCGGAAUCUCGAUCCUGGGGGUGGGAACUAUCGACGCGACCGGCACGGCCGACGAGAGCGACGAUAUUCCCGGUAGAGGACUAUCGGAAGGAACGUUCGGGGGAGAGAGCCGCCGCUCGUGUGCCCUGCGUCACGAUACCCUGGGAGGCGCCCUCCGAGAGCCCGGGGCCGCCCGGCAGGGCCGAGCUCGAAGGCGCGCGGCGGCCCCCCCAACGCCGCGAGCCCCGCCCCCACCGCCCGCCGCGCCCGCGCCAUCAGGCCGACCACGGAGAGGACUCCGCGCGGGAGAGAGGAGCGGCCCGACCACCGCCAGCCAGCGGCGACGGACGCCCCGACCCGAAGGGCUAAGAGGCCCCCACCGGCACCCGCAGCGGCAACGCGGCUGCGCACGGGAUCCGAGGGGUGAAGGCUCCGCGGCGUCGAGCCAGAGGGGCUGUCGUGCGGCUUUUUCCGCGCGGAACGCGGCCCCCGGCAGCCCGAACACGCGUGCAGCAGAGGGGUCCGGGACCACUUUUGGCGCAGUGUGGGGCGGGGGGUAGGGGGUGAGGGUGGGAACGGGGGCUCUGUCGUUUCGGUCCAGGCCCCGUACGGCCCGGCCGCGCCGUUUUUACGGCCCCCCAAAAGACCCACAGGGCGUUAAGAUCGAAAGUACACAUCGA
Molecule: messenger RNA, 1433 nt
Organism: Emiliania huxleyi CCMP1516
Lineage: Eukaryota; Haptophyta; Isochrysidales; Noelaerhabdaceae
Exons: 8
Coding region: 735-1313 (192 amino acids)
Source: RefSeq, a predicted model, not a curated record